Molecule: messenger RNA, 393 nt
Organism: Macrosiphum euphorbiae (potato aphid)
Lineage: Eukaryota; Metazoa; Arthropoda; Insecta; Hemiptera; Aphididae
Source: the annotation of a GenBank genome assembly
AUGCCCCUUGAAAAUGAAUCCAUACAAAAUAAUAAUUCUAUACCUCAAGAAAAUCAUUUUAAUAAUUGUAUUCCUCUUGCUACAGCUCUUACUUCAUUCCAAGAUUCUGCUCUUAAAUUUACAAUAUCACUAAUCAGUAAUAAUAAUUUUUCUAGAAAAAAUGCUUUUGAUAUUCAAAGAGGUAUAGAAGAAAGCUUAAUAAAACCAUUGGUGAAUUUACUGAAUGAUUUUCUUAAAGAUACAAUUGAAUUGCCUGCAAUGCUAUCACAAUUUAAUAAAAUUACAUCAAUAUUAUCAAAUCCAUUUGAAUGGUGUAAUUCUGAAUAUAAGUUAAAUAAUUGGUUGUCUGAAAACAACUUGUACGAAGAAGCAUUGUACGAUUGUACAAUUUAA